CCGUUUUUAGCCCGGCUAAAAACGAUAAACUAGUCUAAAAAUACACCAAAAUAUAAACACGGGGAUUUUGACGUGGAAACCCAAAUCGGGAGAAAACCACGGGCCUUUUUUGGCGGUACCUUGCCAACGGGAGAUUUUUAUUAAUAUCGGGGGUGUAUACACGGUACAAGAAUCGGGCUUGGAAGCCAUUAAUGAUGGAGCUACAAGCUCUUUAAGAAGAAAAUAUAUAAAACUCUAGAGAGAGAAAGUAUAAUGGGCAGGGAAGAGAGUGAGUUUGGUCUCCUCCAACAAUUAGGGCAACCCUCCCUUUUAUAGGAGAGGGUGAGAGCAUCUACGGAGGAAUAUUCUCUUAUUCCUCUAUUUUAUUAAACAGGCCCGGUUUAACUGUUCUUCGCAAAUAAUUGGGAAAUGUGGGUCGAGCCACGUAUUAUUUCCCAUCAAGAAGCCCUCCACUUUUUUGAGUUGUGAGAAUCAUCAACUUAAAAAAGUAAACAAGUCCUCCGAGUGUGAUCUUCAGUCUUCGUACCUUGAAUUCUUGACUGGUAGAUAUUAUUGCUAGCCCUCCGAGUCUUCAUUAAUUCUCUAAUUUCUUGAAUCAUAAGUUUUUUCCUGCAAAAAAUAAUUUGUAAAACAUUUUUUUUUUGACCGGCCUAUGCCGUGCUCAAAAAAUUAUUAUUUUUACCGAGGAGCUCAGUGUUAGAUGAUUAAGAUUCGCGCGAAUAAUUAUCGUAAUGAGAGCGAUGUCAGUUCAAUAAAGCAACGAUGCUUCGAGUAGUUAUACGACACCGGAGUUAGUACGAUGAAGCGGCGGUGCUUCAAGUAGUUAUUUCGUCGAAACCGAUGUUAGUACGGAUUAAGUAAAUAAUACAUAACGAAAUUAGUAUAUCGAAGUAAUCGAUGUUACUUAAUACGUAUUAAGUAUGUUGCAGCAACUUUGUCGAAGAUCGAUAUUAGCCCGGCUAACUGAUGCAAAUAUCCUCAUGUCAUGUAGAGAUCACUUCCAGAGUGCAUUGUUCAAAGGGCCUGAAGAAUCGGGCGUCCCCGAUAAGGGCUCAGCUGAGCCACCGGUGUACCCAAUUCGAUUGGGGUCAGACUUACGAGAAAAUAUGUGCAAGACCGGUGUGUAUAUUAUUCUUGGCCUGUCUCGCGCACAAGAGUGAUAUUUACCAGCGUGCCAGGCCGGGCCUGUGUCACAUAUUUUAAUAUUUUUUAUUAUACUGAGCAAGACCGGUGUAGUAACCAGCGUGCCAGGCCGGGCCUGUGUCUCAGUCUUCCCCUUUUUUUUUAAUACUGAGCAAGACCGGUGUUGUAACCAGCGUACCAAGCUCGGCUUGUGUCUCAGUCUUCCUUCCUUUCUUUGCAAAGUAUUGAGCAAGACCGGUAUAGUAACCAGCGUGCCAGGCCAGGCCUGUGUCUCAGUCUUCCGUUGAAAACUUGGUCCCACCAAGCCUUAAAUCAUUCUUGCCAAAUGGGUUAUCCACCCACCCUUCCUCACGUUCUGCAUGUGGUGAUGUAUCACCAAAUCUCACUAAUUAUUUAAGGGGGGGCACAAACUUGGACAAGCACUUUUGUUAUACUCCACUUCUUCAUGUGAUACCUCUUGGUGCAGGAAUAAUUGCACUUUGUAUCUAUGUGGUGAGCAAUUUAGCUCACUGGUUGUGAUUCCUGCGGAGCGUCCUUUUCGUCCUUCACUAGACCCACAUAAAUUGUUUGCCUUACUUUGUUGUCAUCCUCUUCCAUCUCAAACAUUGGAUUCCUCAUUUCUAUCCUCACUUUUAUUUUAUGUAUCUCACGGUUGGAAAGAACAUAGAACAUGGAAAGUUCUGACCCAUCUCUUCAAUAGCGUGAAAGGACGGUGAAUGGAGUACAACAUCCUUCGGUGGGAGUGUGAGACUUUCGGAGCAGUUACUCAACCCCCGCCCGAUUUUGCCGGAAAGCAAAGUAUAGUAGAUAGACAGUACUUGUAGCUUGUGCAGGCGGUGCAGCUUACUAAAUGAAGCAGGUAGUGAUCCCGUGAGACUAUUCGAGCUCAAAUUGACGAGAGCAAGCUCCGAAUUGUCCCCAAUCCGAGUCGAAAUAGUCCCCUUGAUGUUCAUCAAAGAAAUAACGAGCUUCUUCAGAUCUGCAAAAGAUGAGAGCCUUUUUGGCUUUUGGAGCUCAACCUCAACGGCUUCUAUGCUAAUCUCGGAGAAAAAUUAAAUCCACAAGUUGAAGGUGAUGAAAUCCCACCGUCGCCUCGUCAGUGGUUGUGUUGACGCAUGCGGUCGGAGAGGAGAGUGAAAAUGAGGUAGAGAAGUGGCGGCGGCGGAUCCAAGCAGCGGCGGCAGCAGAUCUGGGCAUCGGCGGCGGCAGGUCUGAGAAUCAGCAGUGGCAGGUCUGAGCAUCGGCGGCGACAGGUCUGCGCAUCGGCGGCGGCGGAUCUGAGCAUUAUCAUUGGUGGCGGAUCUGAGCAGCGGCAGCGACGGCGGAUUUGAGCAGCGGUGGCAGCAAUCAACUUCCUCUAUUUGAUAAUGACUUUGGAUUUUAACCGCGACUAUCCUCAUCGGAGGUUGUGAGGGUAGAUUGCAGCAGCGGUGGCUCCCGUCCCUGUGGCAAAAUGGUGGCUUUGAGAGAUCAAGGACAUCUAUCACCAUAGAAUCGUGGUGGUGCUCCUCUGGCCAUUCUUCCUAUUUUCUUCAAGAUCUCUCCUUCUUCUUGUUUUUUUGCAAAAUUCAAGAAAAGCUUCAUACUCUCCUCCUUUUUUUUGUUUCUCACACUUUCGGCUGUGCAAGAUGGCCGAACAAAGAUGAAGCUUUUUGUUCGGGUCCCACGGUCGGCGCCAAAAUGAUGGUGUAAAUUAUCGACCGGUAUACCGUUUUUAGCCCGGCUAAAAACGAUAAACUAGUCUAAAAAUACACCAAAAUAUAAACACGGGGAUUUUGACGUGGAAACCCAAAUCGGGAGAAAACCACGGGCCUUUUUUGGCGGUACCUUGCCAACGAGAGAUUUUUAUUAAUAUCGGGGGUGUAUACACGGUACAAGAAUCGGGCUUGGAAGCCAUUAAUGGUGGAGCUACAAGCUCUUUAAGAAGAAAAUAUAUAAAACUCUAGAGAGAGAAAGUAUAAUGGGCAGGGAAGAGAGUGAGUUUGGCCUCCUCCAACAAUUAGGGCAACCCU
Messenger RNA from Cuscuta campestris, 3155 nucleotides. The record is from the annotation of a GenBank genome assembly. NCBI's taxonomy places the organism in Eukaryota, Viridiplantae, Streptophyta, Magnoliopsida, Solanales, Convolvulaceae.